CAUUAUCUGCAAUCAGCAAUAAGGUCAGAGUACAGCUUUACGAGAUAAGAGAGUACACAAAGAGAUCUCUAGUUGUCAUCUUCCGCUUCAUUCUGCCGCUUCCUUCGGCAGCAUGAAGAUCUACGGCGCCCUCUUGUUCUUCGUGAUUUACCACGCGAGUUCUCUCAAAGUCAUCGACUUGAGCUUGCAGUCAUGGCAUCUGUACAACAUGAAUCGCACUAUAGAUAUGAUAACAAAAGUACCAGGAGGUGUAUAUUCCAGCAUGGAAGAUGCUUCUAUGAUCACAGAUAUACUGUUUGGCAACAAUGACGUCAGGUUCAGGUGGAUAGCAAAAGAGAACUGGAAUUAUUUUACUAAAUUUCAAAUAACUAAAGAAGAUUUGAAAAACCACAGCAGCAUAUUUCUGGUACUUCAUGGAGUAGACACAAUUGCGGAUGUCUUUAUUAACGAUCAUCUUCUAAUUCGUUGCAAUAAUAUGUUCGUUCGCUAUUCUCCCAGCAUAAAAUCAUUUCUUACGGUGGGUACCAACAACAUCACAAUACUGUUCAGCUCUCCCAUAAGGGAAGCUAGGAAGCUGGCAUCAAAAGUGGGAUACAAAAUCCCGCAGACUUGCCCACCAUCAGUGUUCAACGGGGAAUGCCACGUAAACAUGUUGAGGAAGAUGCAGGCUUCGUUCGCAUGGGACUGGGGUCCCGCCUUCCCCUCGAUGGGACUUUGGAAAAAGCCUGAAAUUAUAAUGAGCCAUGGUCCUCAAAUAGAUUCUGUUGUCGUCAGAACUAUACCGGAAGAGAACGUUUGGCGAAUGAACCUGACAGUUUGGUUUGGACCUUCGGAAGUAGAGUUCGACGAUCAGCUGACAGCCGAUUUCUAUUGGAACGAUAACGAAAAAAGUAAAUUUAUCUUCCCUGUGCAUAUAAAAAAAGUAAAUAAACAAAAAGAGGACAUUUCUUUCACUCUACCUAAGAAUAAUAUAACAUUGUGGUGGCCAAACGGAUAUGGGACUCAACAAUUGUAUAAAAUCGAAGUGUCUUCUGAAUCCUCCCAAAAGAUUGUUAACAUCGGUUUUCGAACAGUUUCCCUUAUACAGUCCAGUGUAUCUGAAAACAUAUCCGAUGGUACUUUGUUCUAUUUUCUCAUCAACGGACAAAAGAUAUUUGCCAAAGGAAGUAAUUGGAUCCCAUCUCACGUACUCCCGGAGAAACUGUCUGAUGCAAACAGAGUGGUACCUCUUCUAGAGGCAGGUGCAGCAGCUCACUUCAACAUGAUAAGGAUUUGGGGAGGAGGCGUGUACGAGUCUGAUAUGUUUUAUGAGACAUGUGACCGGCUUGGAAUAAUGAUCUGGCAAGAUUUAAUGUUCGCCUGCAGCAUGUACCCCGUUACGGAUGAUUUUCUUGAAACGGUGAAAAUUGAAGUUGAACAGCAAAUACAGCGACUUCAGCACCAUCCAAGCGUAGUGGUUUGGGCUGGAAAUAACGAAAACGAAGCAGCUCUUAAACAGAACUGGUACGGCACUAGCAGCAACUUCAGUUUGUACAAAAGUGACUACUUGAAACUCUACGUGGAGACUAUUAGGCCAAUAGUAGAAGCCAUCGAUGAUACGAGGAGAUAUCUCGUCUCAAGUCCUUCCAACGAUCUUGAAGAUAUCUCUGAUAAUCCUCAGGACACAUUAAAUGGAGACGUUCAUUAUUACAACUACAUCAACGACGGAUGGAACUAUCUGAUAUACCCAAAACCUAGGUUUGCUUCCGAGUAUGGUAUACAAAGUUUACCAUCCUAUCAUUGCUUGAGGGCAGCGUUACCUCUGAACCAGACUUACUGGGGGAGCUACUUCUACGAACACAGGCAGCACGCCCCGGCAGGGAACGCGGACAUAUAUUAUCAAAUUAUGUUGAACUUGCCGCUUUCCAAGGAUAUUAAAGACAUCAUUUAUCUAUCGCAGAUAAACCAAGCCAUGUCGAUGAAAGCUGAGAGCGAACGAUAUAGAAGACUCAAGAGCAUUCUGUUGGACUCGAAAGAAGGCUACACGAUGGGCGCUCUCUAUUGGCAACUAGAUGAUAUUUGGCAAGCUCCAUCUUGGUCAUCUAUAGAUUAUUGUGGUCAAUGGAAAAUGCUGCAUUAUUUCGCUGGAGAAUUUUUCGCUCCCGUUAUCGUUUCACCAGAGAUUUCGGUCGACCGAGAAACUAUGUCUAUAUAUAUUGUUGUGGACGGUUACGCUCCAAAGAAAACCGCAAAUCUCACUUUUAAUAUGUAUAAUUGGACUAAUUUAAACUGGUCACCAUUUAAGAAAAUUACGCUUCAGGUCGAACUGAUUGACAAUGAGUCUUUCCUGGCAACUAAAAUUCCAAUAGGCCAAUACUGUAAAGACAAAAAAUGCUUCUACACGACUUCGCUCGAGGCUGAAGAUGGCGUCCAAAUAGCCCCAGAGAACUUCUACUUCUACACUCCUUUGAACACAGCGAAUUAUCCAGACACGUCCGUAGAGAUCACGAAAAUCGAAAAACUGGAUAAUCAUACCGCGAAACUAUCCCUAAAGGCAGAAAAUCACGCACUCUUCGUCUGGCUGGAUCUGAACGGUAUUAAGGGCAACUUUUCUAAAAAUGGAUUCCACAUGUUCAGCCCGAAGACCGAAGUUCUCUUUCAUUCCAAAGAAGAUUUAGAUUCAGUUUCACUCAGUGAGAUUACUGUUACUUGGCUCAAAAAGACUUACUACGAGAUUAAUUAUCCUGAAUUAACUUGGAAUGUAUAAUAAAACUAUAUCAUGACUUUUA
This is a messenger RNA of Nezara viridula (southern green stink bug), 2768 nucleotides long. NCBI's taxonomy places the organism in Eukaryota, Metazoa, Arthropoda, Insecta, Hemiptera, Pentatomidae. The record is from the annotation of a GenBank genome assembly.